This is a messenger RNA of Cadophora gregata, 309 nucleotides long. RefSeq lists its product as uncharacterized. Lineage: Eukaryota; Fungi; Ascomycota; Leotiomycetes; Helotiales; Ploettnerulaceae. The record is from RefSeq and is a predicted model, not a curated record. Bases 1 to 309 code for a protein of 102 amino acids. The transcript has 2 exons.
AUGUCCCAAAGCGAUAUCUAUUCCACCACAGCCGACUAUGGCUCCGUCGACGGCGAUGGUUCAUCCCCUCCAAACAGACCCCCCGCCGAUAUUUCAGCCAACGUAGCCCUCUCAACCCAACGCAUCGCCACUUUCGUUGCAGACACGAGCCUCUCUCCACCCAUCGCAUCGCAUCUUCCUAUCCUGGAUACAUUGACCGCUGCAACACCACGGCAGCUUGCUGCCGUGCUGCUGGUGAAGCUAUCGCGUCUUUUGAACAGAGCUUUGCUGCGUCUGGGGAGGAUAGUGAGAAUAAAGAUGAAGACAUGA